AUGUCUAAGGACGGCAAUCAUAGCGCAAAGAAAAGCACCCUGGAUCAAUUCCCAGACGUGACCCGGGACUACGCGAUCAUGGCUCGAUAUGUCAGAAUGCGCCAGCCAGACGGCGGUUUAUCACCCCCUGAAUCGUUACAUUCGACUAUCUCACGUUUAAGGCGGGGUGAUGAAUACCUAGUGCAAAUAUCGAAAGUAGAUGAGGACGGCAUGGCCAUCUGCCGGAUCAUGACAAAAGCUGAUUUGCUGAAGCAAAAGAAAGACAAAGAGAGAAUGCAGCAGGAGCACAAGAAGAGCUUGAAGCAAUCGGUACCGAAACAGAUUGAGUUGAACUGGGCUAUCGGCCCAAAUGAUCUGGAACAUAAAAUGACCCAAAUGAAGGGGUUCAUCAAGGAUGGAAAGAAAGUCGAGGUUGUUCUGGCAAGCAAAAAGCGGCAAAGACAGGCUACGCCGGAGGAAGGUCAGGAGGUGCUCAGGAAGGUCAAAGAGAAGCUUGCAGAAGCAGACGCGAUUGAGAUCAAAGAAAUGCAAGGCGGAGAGGUCGGAAAGCACACCGUGCUGACAAUAAGGAAGAAAGGCUUUGAAUAG
Molecule: messenger RNA, 588 nt
Organism: Endocarpon pusillum Z07020
Lineage: Eukaryota; Fungi; Ascomycota; Eurotiomycetes; Verrucariales; Verrucariaceae
Exons: 1
Coding region: 1-588 (195 amino acids)
Biological process (GO): mitochondrial translational initiation; ribosome disassembly
Cellular component (GO): mitochondrion
Molecular function (GO): translation initiation factor activity; ribosome binding
Source: RefSeq, a predicted model, not a curated record